CGACCACUACAUCACGACCACCGUCUGCUUCAAAUUGAAAGCCAAGGAGAGGUCGGAACAUCGUCGUCUCGCGCGCACUACGAACCCAACGCAUUACGCUUCUAUUGUUCCUCGAUUGAGGUAACUCGCGGAACAAUGUUACUCGAAGACCAAAGGUAUCUCCACGAGGACCUCGAGCGCCUCGAACAGGGCAUCGCUGAUCGCAUGGGCGAGGAGCCCAAACACAUCCGCGAUCGCCUGAACCGAGAUCAUGAAGUGGCACAGUUGCUCGACCAGAUUCAGAGCCAAUCAGCGGAGCUGCUCCCGCUUUAUGAAGACAAGUCCGGGCUACGGUCGAAAGAGAUUCUCCAAAUCAGCACCGGCGAUCCAUUCGAGGAAUUUUACCGCCAAGUGGCCAGAAUCAAGGAGCACCAUGCACGUUACCCGAAUGAGCAAGCCGAAAAUUCGGAACAAUGGUAUCGGCCGCGAAAGGGAGACGAUGACCAGCCCUUUAUCGUCGACAGCAUGUUCUCUGGCGAAGAGGCAUACGGACGAUUCUUUGAUUUGCAUAGCUGCCACGAGUCCUAUCUCAACCUCCCUAACGCAAAGCGUCUCGGAUACAUGCAGUAUCUCGAGGUCUUUGACAAUUUUCAACCGGGGUAUGGCGGGAUCAAGAGGGCAGACAAAUUGAAGGACCAGUACUUUAAGUAUCUGGGCGAGCUCAUGGAAUACCUCGAGUCCUUCAUGCGGCGGACGCGUCCUUUGGAGAAUGUCGACCAAAUCCUCAACGGCUGGCAACAAGAGUUCGAGUCAGCGUGGGAGAAGGAUGAAGUACAAGGGUGGCAAAAAGAAAAGAAGGCGAAGCCGGACGCACCGGAGCGCACUUUGAGCACGGUCGAGGCGGUCUGGUGCGAUGCGUGCGAAAAGGAGUUCAAGAACGAGAACGUCUACAAGGGGCAUCUGAAUGGUCGGAAACACAUCAGGGCGGCGGAGCUAAUAGCACAACGAGAAGCUACGCCUGACGGCAGUAUGAAUGGCGCUCUUCCGGCAUCCACACAUCGACUAAAGGAGCGAGCAGUUGCCGAGCGGGAGUUCCGUGUCAAGAAACUCGUCGGUGCGAUGAACAUUGAGAGGGACGACACUAGAGUGAACGUGGAGCGCCGGCAGGGAAUGACGGAGCGGGAGCGGCAGCAGGAGUUAGAGAACCUCUACAACAUGACAUCCAGUGCGCAGCACCAGGGCGGGGAAGACGGGGACAAGGAAGAUGGUGACGAUAAGCUCUACAACCCGCUGAAGCUCCCGCUCGCAUGGGAUGGGAAACCCAUCCCAUUCUGGUUGUACAGAUUGCACGGUUUAGGGCAGGAAUUCCCCUGCGAGAUUUGCGGCAACUUCGUCUACCGGGGCCGGCGAGCAUUCGACAAACAUUUCAACGAGACAAACCAUAUUACCAACCUCAAGAGGUUGGGCAUCACGAACACAUACCUGUUCCGAGACAUCACCUCUAUAGCGGAGGCCGUCAGGCUCUGGGAGAAGAUCCAACGGGACCAAAGCAGAAACCAAAUAGACGACGGGUCGGUGGUUCAAAUGGAGGAUGCCGAAGGAAACGUGAUGCCGGAAAAGGUAUAUCUCGACCUACAAAAGCAGGGCCUCCUGUGAGGACGGGCAUGGCCAAACGAUGCGCCAUGUAUUUCGAAAGAGGGGGGGUGGGGGAGUGGAUUGUAACUCUAGCUGAUACCCAGCAGAAGCCUUCAGGUUGCCAUUGCAUGUUCAGCGUGCUUCAACACACUACGGGCUUUCAGAAAAUAUCUUAACUGUCCUCUAUCG
Molecule: messenger RNA, 1803 nt
Organism: Chaetomium strumarium
Lineage: Eukaryota; Fungi; Ascomycota; Sordariomycetes; Sordariales; Chaetomiaceae
Exons: 2
Coding region: 136-1635 (499 amino acids)
Biological process (GO): mRNA splicing, via spliceosome
Cellular component (GO): nucleus; spliceosomal complex
Molecular function (GO): zinc ion binding; RNA binding
Source: RefSeq, a predicted model, not a curated record